AUUACCAUUUAAUUUUAAAAAAACUAGAAGACAAACAAUUAAAAUUCCAUAUAACGAAAGUCAAUUUGUUGAUGUAUUUGGACCAUGGAUUCAACGAUACUCACCUUGCAAAAGAAAAUAUACAUGUCUUUUUAAAGAUCAAAGUGCUGAUACAACAAUAGCAAUAAUAUUGCAAGAUACUGAAUGGAGUAGACAACCAGAAAUAAAAGUAGAAUGGUAUACUGAAACAAUAAUUGAUUCUCAUCAGAAUACAAUUUCUACGGGUUUUAUUGCAAUCAAAUUUCAGGUUGAUACUAUUAGUUAUCAAGUUCAAAGAUAA
Cetraspora pellucida is the source of this 319-nucleotide messenger RNA. The record is from the annotation of a GenBank genome assembly. NCBI's taxonomy places the organism in Eukaryota, Fungi, Glomeromycota, Glomeromycetes, Diversisporales, Gigasporaceae.